Molecule: messenger RNA, 3120 nt
Organism: Arachis duranensis
Lineage: Eukaryota; Viridiplantae; Streptophyta; Magnoliopsida; Fabales; Fabaceae
Product: pentatricopeptide repeat-containing protein At1g12775, mitochondrial
Exons: 5
Coding region: 695-2065 (456 amino acids)
Molecular function (GO): protein binding
Source: RefSeq, a predicted model, not a curated record
AACCUAACCCUAACCUCCCUCACCAUACACACUUUUCCCCUUUCUCUAACACAACGCAGCAACAGUAAGAAAGAAACAAAGAAAAGAGAACCAACGAGCGAAGGGACGGAGCUGCGAUUAGAAGAGAGGAUGUGCCACGCUGCUGCCGCUGUCCAGCCGCCUCGCCACCGCCAUCGCGUCACCGCCAAGCCAUCGCAGGAGAGAGAGAGACGUUGAGACAGAGAGCUGCCGCUACGGGAAACGCGUUGGAGGAGAGGACGCCGCCAGCCCUGUCGCGCCUGGUCGCUACCAAGCUCGCCGUCGGAGAUCGCCGUUCCGUCACUGCUGCUACGUCGCCGUCGAUGAAGCUUCUGCCGCCGCCGUGAAUCGCGAGCAGAGGAGGGGGAGAAAGAGACGAGUUCGUGAGGGAGAAGCAGCGCUGCCACCUUGCCGCCGUACCUCCUUGCUGCCGUCGAGCUGUCCGCUGCCGUUGUCGCCGUUCUGAUCGCCGGAGAACUAUCGUUGGAGCCGCCACUAUCCUGGUAGGUUCGUUGGUUGUGUAAAGAAUGAAGCUGUUGGGUUGCUGGUUGCGGCUUAGCCAAUCGUCACGUUGCAACCGCGCCUUCAAUUCAGUUUCUGCGAAAUUCGAAAGUUGAGGAAAAACCUUAUUGAGAAACGAAGAGAAAGAGAACCGUAAGUAACAUGCCGAAUUGCAAUGACAAACAACAGAAGAUGUGGCCUUCUCAAACUUGUUUCUCUUCGCAAUGCUUCUCACUCUUCCUCAAAUGCAAAACCUGACUCCCAUUUGGCAGCAACAUUAACCGCUAAGAAGAGUGUUUCUGGGUUCCACACUAACAUUGAUGAUGCUGUUGCCUUUUUCAUUCGCCUCAUGAAUGAGCACCGCACUUCAUCUCAACUCGAACUUGGUAAGAUUUUGAUGUCUGUUGUUAACAUGAAAGAAUAUCCCACUGCUAUUUUUCUUUUUGCACAAAUGGAGUUUAAGGGUAUCGCUCCUUCCAUGAUUAGUCUGAGCAUGUUGAUCAAUUGUUUUUGCCAUUUGGGUCAAAUGAAUUCUGCUUUCUCUGCAUUGGCCAAGAUUAUCAAGAUGGGUCAUGAAUUGAAUAUCAUAACACUGACCACACUCAUCAAAGGGUUCUGUAUAAACGGCAAGGUUAGGGAAGCCCUACGGUUUCAUGACAAACUAAUAUCUCUAGGUUUUCAGCUUGAUGAGGUUAGUUAUGGGAUCUUAAUUAGUAGUCUAUGUAAAAUGGGGCAAGCAAGAGCCGCCAUGGAGCUUUUGCAAAAGCUAGAGAGUUAUACAGUUAAGCCUAACAUAGUAAUGUACAGAACAAUUAUUGAUGGAUUGGGUAAAGAUGGUCUUGUAAAUGAGACACAAAAUUUGUUCUCAGAGAUGAUUUCUCGAGGAGUUUAUCCUGAUGUUGUCUCAUACAAUUCUCUGAUUCAUGGUUUGUGUUGUACCGGUCGUUUAAAAGAAGCAACUCAAUUGUUGAAUGAUAUGGUUGUUAAAGACAUUAACCCAGAUGUAUGUACCUAUAACAUUCUAGUCAAUGCAUUAUGUAAAGAUCGAAGAAUAAUAGAAGCCAAACAAGUGUUUGAUAUGUUGAUGGACAGAGGAAUCAAGCCUGACGUAGUCACAUACAAUACAUUAAUAUAUGGAUACAUUUUAAUUGGCAAAGUGGAUGAAGCAGCAAGUUUAUUUGGUGAUAUGAAGAAAAUUGGUCUGGCUCUGUGUGUCUGGAGUUAUAGUAUUAUGAUAAAUGGAUAUUGUAAACACAAAAGAUUGGAUGAAGCUGUAACACUCUUUAAAGAGAUGCCCCAGAGAAAUUUGAUUCCAAGUACCGUAACAUAUAAUUCUCUUAUUGAUGGCUUUUGCAAAUCAGGGAGAAUACCUGAUGUGCAAAAUCUUCUUGAGGAUAUGUAUGCUAGAGGCCAGUCCCCAAAUAUUAUUACUUACAAUAUCUUGUUGGACAGUUUAUGUAAAGGUAGUCAUCUUGAUGUUGCAAUUGAAUUAUUUCAGAAAAUUUUUGGCAAGGGGGGUUGGUCCUUAUGCCAUACACCAUACUGAUCGAUGGAUUGUAUAAUCACGGGAGAGAUAAAACUGCUGAAGAGGUUUUCAACCUUCUCCAUAAUAAAGGUUGGCGAGAUGUGAAAGCAUUUGAUGCUAUGACCAAUGGGCUGUGUAAGAACUAAGGAGGGCUUGUUCGACAAAGCAACAAGCUUGCUAUCAAAUGGAUGGCAAUAGUCGUGCUCUAGAUGAUAUAACUGCUUUUGCAAUUGUUCAUGCUCUUGAGAAAAAUGAAAAAGAAAAAGUAGAGAAGUUUCUUUGUAAAAUGAUCUUUAGAGGCAUGUUGAAGCAAUAAAAGAAGGUUUGGUUGAGGCCACAGCUCUUCCAUAUCUGGGAAUUCGACCUGAGGUGCUUAGUAUGGAACUAUGGAUGAGAAAGCAGAGUUACUCUUUUUAGAUCAGGGCAUCACAACUGAUGUUGUACUCGGAAUUAUAUAUGCCAUUGCCAGCAAUUUCCACCCACUCCCUCAAGACUUGUUCAAAUAUGGUAUGAUCAGUUAACAACCCUUCAAUUAUAUCAAGGUUUCUAAGGUUAACAUUUGUUACUUCAAUUAAGUUCAUACUUCAUAGUCACUUGUUUCCACAUCUAAAUGUUGUUUUAGAAUCCACCUUUUUGUUCUAAAGCUUGUCUUACUGAGGUGUUUAGUUAGCAGUUUGCCUACCUUGAAAAGUUACAAUGUUAUACACCUAUGAGUGUUGAGGCUAAAAAGUGAAGUAGGUGGAGAAGUGAAAGUGAAAGGGUGCCGAUGAGUGUUGAAGCUGAGAAGUGAAAGGGAAUGGAAGAGGGAGGAAGAGAGAGAAGAAGAAGAAACUGCCACCGAAAGCAUUGUGCGGAGCGCGGAGUGCGGAGUGCGGAUAAAAGGAUCAAUAUCCAUUUUCAGUCAGUACUUUUUACAAAUAGAUGGUCUGUAACUUCUACUCUUCCUCAGAAAUAGCAGGAAUUCCUGUUGAAAUGUAAUGGUGUUUUGAUUUGGAUUGAUUGAAUGAGUAGAUAUUAUUGUGUAGUAGUGUUUCAGCUCGGAGUUCAAUUUUUUAACUUCACCUUUUGAUGGCUAA